AUGUCACCAACCGUUGGUUUGAUAUCCGCAGUAAGCAAUGAAGAGCCUACAGACAGUAAAACGUUAAAUAUCGCUUCUUUAGCUGUGGCUCAUGACAUUAAUCUCAUGAAGAGAGAUACGAGUGGAUUCAAUGGCCUCACUUCUGGUGGCUUUGAUUCAUUUAUUUCGGCACCAUCAGUUCGAUCACAAUGGAUUGCAUUUUGGAUUUUGUGGAUUAUUUGGGCACUUCUUUUAUUGAUGAAUUUGACCCAGAAAGAACUAGUUAAGCGUGAUGACAGAACAGAAAUAAGACAGUCGACUGCAGAACGCACCGAACGAACCGAAACAGGCACAAAUACCUUUUUGGAAAGAUUAGACAAUGGACUGAAACGUGCAUCAAGAAUUGCUCACGAUCUAUUAUUAGGCUUUUUAUCUGCAUUGGUCAUGAAUACACUUGGCCGUGGAUCUGGUAUAGCUGUGGAAAUACUUUCAUGGAUUUACCUCGGCUUAUCCAUUGUCUGGUUGGGUACUGAAAUGGUAACCGAAAAUAAACUUGUUCGGUUGUCACUAGGAUCUGUGUUAUUGUCAAUUUUGCUAACGAUCAUCAUUAUCUCAUACGCGACUGGUUGGAGAUUUGUUGGUUAA
Messenger RNA from Dentiscutata heterogama, 624 nucleotides. The record is from the annotation of a GenBank genome assembly. NCBI's taxonomy places the organism in Eukaryota, Fungi, Glomeromycota, Glomeromycetes, Diversisporales, Gigasporaceae.